AGGCCUCGGUAAGCCCUGAUAGGCUUGCUGGGGAUAAAACCUGCAAGUUGGGAGAGGAGAGGGACAUUUUGGAGCAGGAUGGCAAGAGGGACGGUGGCCACAUACCUGCAUGGAGUCCUUCUCCUGGCUCUGUGGAAACCCUCGCUGCAAGGAGGGGUAUAUGUACCUGCUGGAGGUGCGACUGGAGGAGUCGGGCCAGGAGCUGGAACCGGAUUUGGACCAGGAGGCAUUGGGACAGGAUUUCAGCCUGGAGGAGGUGGAUCAGGAGGCACUGGUACUGCUCUAGGAGGCUUUGGACCAGGAGCUGGUGGAGGGGGCUAUGGGGGUCAAAGGCCAGGUGGUGUAGGCCCAGGAGUGGGACCAGGUGGAGUGGGACCAGGUGGAGUUGGACCGGGUCUGGGACCAGGAGGAGUGGGACCAGGAGGUUUUAGGCCCAGCAGCUUUGGUCCUGGAGGACUGGGACCUGGAGGCGUUGGGACUGGUGUCAAGCCUCCAAAAACAGGAGGCGGCUAUGGUACUGGUGGAACAGGACUAGGACCAGGCGGAGUCGGGACGGGUGGUUUUGGAGCAGGUGGUGUUGGUCCUGGUGGUUACGGAGCUGGGCCUGGAGGAGUUGGUCCAGGAGGUUUUGGAACCGGCACUCAAGGGUUUGGAGGCCUUGGAGCAGGAGGUACUGGGACUGGUGGAGGACUUGGAGCUGGAACAGGUUACACACCUGGAGGUGGAUAUGGAGGUGGUUAUGGACCAGGUGGAGGAGUUCAAUACCCAGGAAUUGGUGGAACUGGUCCCAAACCUCCUAAAACAGGUGGAGUUGGGACAACACUUGGAGGAACAGGAUUUGGGCCUGGAGGUGCAGGGGUUGGGCCGGGUGGAACAGGAUUUGGGCCGGGUGGAACAGGAUUUGGACCAGGUGGUGCAGGGGUUGGGCCAGGUGGAACAGGAUUUGGCCCUGGUGGUGCAGGAUUUGGCCCUGGUGGUACAGGAGUUGGGCCUGGUGGAACAGGAUUUGGCCCUGGUGGUGCAGGUGUUGGACCGGGUGGAACAGGAUUUGGCCCUGGUGGUGCAGGACUUGGGCCUGGUGGAACAGGAUUUGGCCCUGGUGGUACAGGAGUUGGGCCUGGUGGAACAGGAUUUGGCCCCGGUGGUGCAGGACUUGGGCCUGGUGGAACAGGACUUGGCCCCGGUGGAACAGGAUUUGGCCCUGGUGGUGCAGGACUUGGGCCUGGUGGAACAGGAUUUGGCCCCGGUGGUGCAGGAGUUGGGCCUGGGGGAGUUCCAACAUUGCCACAGACUGGUACCACUGGAGGAGGACCUGGGGUAAAGAGUGGUGGAAAAGCAUCAAAGCAAGUCCCAGGCAUUGGCGUGCCUGGACUCUAUCAAGGUGGAUUUGUCCCAGGCCAAGGGUUUGGAGGCCGUGGUGUUCUCCCUGGAGUGGCUACAGGAACUGGACUAGGAACUCAGAGUGGAGCUGGAGUACUUGGUCAGGGUGGCACUGGACCGGGAGGUGCAGGCAAUGGGCGAGGACAGCCAUUGCCUGGGAUUUUUCGUGGUUAUCCCCUCAUAUCACCAAAAACAGGAGUGGGAAAAUCCAAGAAGAAUCCAGCCAAAGCUGCAGCUAAAUACGGUGGAGCUGGAGGCGCGCUUGGUCAAGGAGGCACUUUUGGGGGUGGGGUUGGAAGAGUUCCUGGAGGGGGAGUCUCACCUGGGUUAGGUGGUGGAGUUGGCACAGGAGGCGGACCUGGAUUUGGAGGCGGAGUUGGAACAGGUGGCGGUAUUGGAACAGGAGGUGGAGUUGGAACAGGAGGGGGACCUGGAUUUGGAGGUGGAGUUGGAACAGGAACUGGACCUGGAUUUGGAGUCGGAGUUGGAACUGGAGGUGUCCCUGGAUUUGGAGGUGGAGUUGGAACUGGAGGUGUCCCUGGAGUAGGUGGUGGCAUACCAGGCUUAGGUUAUGGCCCAGGUUCAGCCAAAGCACGCAAAUAUGGUGGUGGAGGUGUCGGGACUGCAGGAGGGCCUGGUUCUGGAAUUGGAACAGGAGGGGCAGGUGGUGGCUAUGGUUUUGGUCCAGGCGGCUCAGGUACUGGCACAUCUGGAGGCCUUGGAGGUGUGAGACCUGGCUCUGGAGUUGGUUUUGGUCCCAGUGGUACUGGCACCAGACCAGGUGGUCUUGGCUAUGGUCCAGGUGGUACUGGCACUGGAACAGGUGGUCUUGGCUAUGGUCCAGGUGGUACUGGCACUGGACCAGGGGGUCUUGGCUAUGGUGCAGGUGGUACUGGCACUGGGUCAGUAGGAGUGGGACCUGGGGGGUAUGAUGCCAGUGCCAAAGCUCGUAAAUAUGGCAUGUUAAGUGGGGCUCUUGGAGGUCCAGGAACAGGUACUGGAGGACUAAGGCCAGGUGGUGCUGGAACUGGUUAUGGCCCAGGCGGCGUUGGCCCAGGCGGCGUUGGCCCAGGCGGCGUUGGCCCAGGCGGCGUUGGCACUGGCUAUGGCCCAGGUGGAGUUGGGCCAGGUGGAGUUGGCACUGGCUAUGGCCCAGGUGGAGUUGGGCCAGGUGGAGUUGGCACUGGCUAUGGCCCAGGUGGACUUGGACCAGGUGGAGUUGGAACUAGCUAUGGCCCAGGUGGAGUUGGACCAGGUGGAGUUGGCACUGGCUAUGGCCCAGGUGGACUUGGACCAGGUGGAGUUGGCACUGGCUACGGUCCAGGCAGCGUUGGACCAGGUGGAGUUGGUACUGGCUAUGGCCCAGGUGGAGUUGGGCCCGGUGGUGCUGGCUAUGGCCCAGGUGGAGUUGUACCCGGUGGUGCUGGCUAUGGACCUGGAGGUUAUGCUGGAGCCAAAGCGCGCAAAUAUGGUGUUCCUGGAGGUACUGGAGGUGCCCUUGGUGCAGGAGGCCUUGGAGGAGGAACCGGGCCUAGUUCUGGGCUUGGAGUUGGAGUAGGGGUUCCUGGACAAGGUGGAGUGUCAACAGGUGGUGGACCGGGGCUAGGACUCGGGGCAGGUGGUAUACCGGGGUCUGGUGUUGUGACAGGAGUUGGACCAGGCGGAUUUGGACCAGGCAGUGCUGGAGGUCUUCCUGGUGGUGGCACGGGCCCAGGGACUGGAAGAGGAUAUGGACCUGGUGGUUAUGGGCCUGGAGUUGGCACAGGCUAUGGACCAGGUGGAGGUUAUGGUCUAGGACCAGGGACUGGAUUUGGACCAGGUUAUGGACCUGGAUUAAAACCUGCUAAAUAUGGCUACGGCACGGCUGGAUCUAAAGCUGCAAAGUUUGGGCAACCUGGUGGAGUUGUACCUGGGACAGGAACUGGAACCAGCACUACAGUAGCAGGAACAGGGACCGGCCCUGGCGUUUCAGCGAAUGGAACCACCACUGGCACCAACCAGACAACAACCAGACCAAGUGGAGGAAGACUUGAAGACACAAGAGGCACACCAACCCCGGCAACAGAAGGUGAUGAUAUUUACACUGUGAUAGAGGGGUCUGGAAGUCCUGGUGGAGAGGGAGGUACCGGUGUCGGUGGCAGACCAGCAGGUACAGGGAGUGACAGAGAUCGUCUAGGUGGAACAGGAAUCCCCAUCAUUGGACCCAAGCCAGGAAUCAACGGGACAACACUUCCAGGAUCCACAGGCGUGACACCUGUCGUUGGUGGAGCUGCGCAACCAAGUGGUGUUGGUGGGACAGGACUUCCCCCUACAGGUUCUGGUGGUGAUCUGACUGGAGUUAAACCCCUCAAACCCCCAGGUGUCCCCAGAGGUGACACACCAGGUGAAGGUGAUGGAGAAGGAGGCCCUGAUGGAUACAGGGGUGGUACAGCGGGUACAGGUGGACAGGGAGGAGUAGGAAGGGGUCCCACCAGUGCAGGAGUUGCAGGAAGUGUUUCAGGUGGUGUAUCAACAGGAAGAGAAGGCAGCCCUGCUACUGGAACAGGUGUUGGUUCAGGAGGUGCAGUUGGAGCAACACCAAAACCACCUAAAGCUUAUAAACCUAUAGCAGGAGGCACAAGUGGUGGACAGGGAGGAGUGGGAGUAGGAGUGGGAAGUGGUCCUGGAUCUGCAGGAAGAGGUCCUGGAGCAGUGGGUGGAGGUCCUGGAGGAGGUGGUUUGGUACCUGGGGCUGGUGGGCCUGGUGCAGUAGGAACAGGAGGCUAUGGUACUGGAGUUUUACCAGGGGGAGGCAUUCGUUACCCUACUGGAGCUGGAGUAACAAAACCAGGCAAAGCAUAUGGGACUCUUGGAGCAGGGGGCCAAGGUGGGGUUGGCCCCGGUGGAUAUGGCACUGGUCCAGGAGGUUAUGGCACAGGGCCUGGAGGUUAUGGAACCGGUCCAGGUGGAUAUGGUACUGGGCCUGGUGGAUAUGGAACUGGACCUGGACGCUAUGGUGGCGUAGGAGCAGGAGGAACAGGAGUAGGCCCUGGGGGAGGUGUUAGACCUGACGGUUCUAGAUAUGGCACAGGUCCAGGACUGGGCACCGGCACUGGAAAACCACCUAAAAGCUAUGGAGCAGGAGCUGGUGGUACUGGGUUUGGACCUGGUGGCUAUGGGACUGGACCAGGUGGAAUAGGUUAUGGACCAGGUGGCCUUGUGCCUGGUGGCACUGGUCCUGGUGGUGCUGGGACCGGAGGUGCUGGGACCGGACUGGGUGGUGCUGGAACAAGGCCAGGUGGUAUAGGACCAGGUGGUGCUGGCACAGGACCAAGCAGCUAUGGACCUGGUGGAGUAGUAAAACCACCUAAAUCAGGCUAUGGAUCAUCCUCACUAGGUGGAGCUGGCUUUGGACAUGGUACAGGAGGGUUUGGACCAGGCGGUGUUGGCACUGGAACUGGAGGGUUUGGACCCGGUGGAGCUGGCACUGGAACUGGAGGGUUCGGACCAGGCGGUGUUGGCACUGGAACUGGAGGGUUUGGACCCGGUGGAGCUGGCACUGGAACUGGAGGGUUCGGACCAGGCGGUGUUGGCACUGGAACUGGAGGGUUUGGACCAGGUGGGGCUGGCACUGGAACUGGAGGGUUUGGACCCGGUGGGGCUGGCACUGGAACUGGAGGGUUCGGACCAGGUGGGGCUGGCACAGGAACUGGAGGGUUUAGACCAGGCGGUAUUGGCACUGGAACUGGAGGGUUCGGACCAGGCGGUGUUGGAACAGGAACAGGAUUUGGACAGGCAGGCCAAGGAAAAAGAAAACCUUAUAAAUCUGGUUAUGGAGGAGCUGGUUAUGGAACAGGAGGAGGAUUAGGGGGAGGAUAUGGCCCUGGUGGAGCUGGGGGUACAGGUCCUGGAGGUUUUGGACCAGGAGGUGCUGGGACUGGUUUUGGCCCUGGAGGUGCUGGGACUGGUGGUUUUGGCCCUGGAGGUGCUGGGACUGGUUUUGGCCCUGGAGGUGCUGGGACUGGUGGUUUUGGCCCUGGAGGUGCUGGGACUGGUUUUGGUCCUGGAGGUGCUGGGACUGGUGGUUUUGGCCCUGGAGGCGCUGGGACUGGGGGCUUUGGCCCUGGAGGUGCUGGGACUGGGGGCUUUGGCCCUGGAGGUGCUGGGACUGGUUUUGGCCAUGGAGGUGCUGGGACUGGGGGCUUUGGCCCUGGAGGUGCUGGGACUGGGGGCUUUGGCCCAGGAGGAGCUGGGACCGGUGGCUUUGGCCCUGGAGGUGCUGGGACUGGUGGCUUUGGCCCUGGAGGUGCUGGGACUGGUGGUUUUGGACCUGGCCAAACACUUGGAACAAGAAAGCCGUCUAAAUCAGGUUACGGCUCGUCGCUGGGUGGAGCUGGCUACGGACCAGGAGGUGGAGUCGGAGUUCUUCCUGGUACUGGGACAGGAGGCGUCACUGGUGGUGGCCAAGGUAGCGUAGCAGGAGGUACAGGAGGGCUAGGAGGUCCUGGAGGAACUGGCCAAGGAGUUGGAGGACUACCUGGUGGGGGACCAGGAGGUGCUGCUGGUCCUGGAUAUGGUGGGCUGGGUAUAGGAAGUUAUCCAGGGUAUGCAGGGGCUGGACAAAAAUCUAAAGCGCAGAAGGCAGCCAAAUAUGCAGCCAUGCAGGGUUUACUUGGAUCCAGGGGCUACAGAGGAGCUGGCCGAAGGAGGAAGUGAGAAAGACCAAAAGACAGGAAGUGACCUCAUUAAAACAACAGUGGUGCUAUUGCAUGAUCCCACACUGUAAAUGUCUUACCUGCCACAGAAGCUAAAGCUUCAGCACAUCCCGCUUUUUACAUUUCCAUUUGCUUGGGUUUUAUAAAAGGUUGCAGUGGUUCUCAACCGGAUCAGAUUCACCGGCAGGUGAAGAUUGCUGUUUCCCUUUGUUAAAUACUUUUUUUCCCUUUUUUGGAUAAUUAAGUCAUUUUAUUUUGGUCAAAUUAUUAAAUGUCAAUUUCUCAAGAAAGUUUCAAAAAUAAAAUAACGUGGGUAGAAAACCCCAGAAAUUCCUGAUGAUCGGGUUGAGAACCACUACAUUGAAGAAUCAGCAUUUCUUUUCAUCACUUUUUGUCUGUCUUUGCUGUGUUGAUUAUCAUUUGUGUCGUUAUGCAAGUAUUGGCACAAAUCCUCUGGGUUAAGACUGACACCAAGGACUCCCUCAGGGCAGCUCCUUCAGACCUGUCUGCAUGCUGACGCAAUGUGUAAAGAAAUAUAGGGCGACACUUCUACCCAGUUAAACUGGGAUAUGUCUGCAGAGUGAAUGGCCGAGCAGAUAAUUCACUGUUAGCAUCUUUUACAUCAGUGGACAAACAAGUAGUGUGUACAGACACAGAGACAAACAGCUGCUGUCACAGGAGAAGAUGAAGGCAGUAUUUUAUGCAGUAGUGGUAGUCUUUUGAUCCUUGAAAAGCAGUCUCUGGCCAUGUGAGCUGUACUCAGGCCUCAGUAGUAUCAGUAAUGGAGCCUGAGGAUUCUCACAGAUACCACUUGAGGCCCACCUGUGAGAUUCUUCCACUCAUUUCACAACUUAAUGGCACUGUUUUAUAGCCACAUCACACUCAAUGGUAUAAAUGUAAAAUAUUGGUUAGCGUGCAUAUAUUUUGAUUGUUAGGAGGGUGUAUUUGUCCUGACUUUCUGAAUGGGCUUAGUUUUAGCUUUUACAUUUGCUGUUGAGGUAAGCAUUCAAGCUAAAUGUGAGGUAAUAUGACUAGAGUACAUGACAUCUGAGGAGUACUGAUUACUGCGUUUUCCUUCUGUUCAUGAACCUCCUUUAACACUGUUGGGGAAACUGCUCACGUUUACUAGACUUUUUAAAUUAUGUUGAGAACUGUAUUUAGCCUCAUUUUACAAAGUCAAGUGCAUUAUUACAGUACUAAAAUAUUUGAGUUAGUCAUUCUGUGUGUGUGUUUUUACAGUUUUUAAACCCGUUUACUACUAUGAUGAGUAUAAGUGCUUUGUUUUCUACAUUGUCCUUGAAUGUGUGCUGAAUCACAGUGCAGGCUGUGACGUCAGUGGGUCAAAAGUGGGGUGAGUGAAUCUCGUCUUGCAUUUGAGCUCAUGUGCAUCUCGAGCUCAGUGUGAUUUUUAACAUCUGUGUUUCUUUUUUUUUAUGUGGCCUAUGAAGAAAAUUAUGCACUUUUGUAAACUCUCUGACAAUGCUCUCCGAAGUAAAGAGAUGACCAAUGACGA
Messenger RNA from Maylandia zebra (zebra mbuna), 7587 nucleotides. NCBI's taxonomy places the organism in Eukaryota, Metazoa, Chordata, Actinopteri, Cichliformes, Cichlidae. The record is from RefSeq and is a predicted model, not a curated record.